Molecule: messenger RNA, 1036 nt
Organism: Xiphias gladius (swordfish)
Lineage: Eukaryota; Metazoa; Chordata; Actinopteri; Istiophoriformes; Xiphiidae
Gene: sar1b
Product: secretion associated, Ras related GTPase 1B
Exons: 8
Coding region: 342-938 (198 amino acids)
Biological process (GO): intracellular protein transport; vesicle organization; endoplasmic reticulum to Golgi vesicle-mediated transport
Cellular component (GO): endoplasmic reticulum exit site; COPII vesicle coat
Molecular function (GO): GTP binding; GTPase activity
Source: RefSeq, a predicted model, not a curated record
CAGCCGGAAAGAUGAUUGUGAAACAUAAACAGGAAGCGGCUGGGCAGAGUUUUGGGGAGUUGUUGGACAGCCAUUGCAGUGUCGUGGCUCAGUAACAAAAUACGAAAAAGGAGAGGAAGAACUGGCAUCACGCAGGCUCUCUCUUUUUUGACCGGGAGACCAAUUUACAUGAGUAUAAGAGCGAUUACACUCGUUAAAUUAAUCUACAACUAAAUAACGGGUGUGAGGAAACAUUAACAGCUCUUCAGACACCGAAGAAUUAGUUCAGAAGGUGGACAGUUAUAAGGGCAAACUCUCAACACGUGUAGUUUGGUGAUUUGUGAGAUUCAACAGCUCCGGAUAUGUCAUUCCUAUUCGAUUGGAUUUAUAGCGGUUUUAAUAGCGUACUACAGUUUUUAGGACUGUACAAGAAAUCUGGCAAGUUAGUAUUUCUUGGCCUGGACAAUGCUGGCAAAACGACGCUACUGCACAUGCUCAAAGAUGACAGAUUGGGACAGCAUGUGCCAACUUUACAUCCAACCUCGGAAGAGUUGACGAUUGCUGGCAUGACCUUCACCACCUUCGACCUUGGGGGUCACGCACAAGCCCGCAGAGUUUGGAAAAACUACCUCCCUGCCAUUAAUGGCAUCGUCUUCCUUGUGGAUUGUGCAGACCAUAUGCGAUUGGCCGAAUCAAAAGCAGAACUUGAUGCAUUAAUGACAGACGAGACCAUUGGAAAUGUGCCUAUCCUGAUCCUGGGCAACAAGAUCGACAGGUCAGAAGCCAUCAGCGAGGAGAAGCUGAGGGAAGUUUUUGGAUUGUACGGACAGACGACAGGCAAGGGUAACAUUCCCAUGAAGGAGCUGAACACAAGACCACUGGAGGUGUUCAUGUGCAGUGUGUUGAAGAGGCAGGGCUAUGGCGAGGGCUUCCGCUGGCUCUCCCAGUACAUCGACUAAAUAAGCCAAGCAGCCAUAACAUACCAACACCACCACCACCAUCAGGGGGGCGCUAAACCCAACCACUCAAGACGCCCACCAUUGCCACCAGUACCAUC